AUGCAGGAGAAGCUGAUGCCUGCCCUGCGUGAGGCCAUCACCGAAUAUUUUGGUUCCAACCCACGGGAGUCCCCUGACUUUGCCCGCAUUGUGGGAGAUAAGCAGUUCCAGCGCGUGCAGGCGCUGCUGCGCAGCGGGCGUGUGGCCAUCGGGGGACAGACAGACGAGAAGGAGCGCUACAUCGGAACCUGUGAAGCAGCAGGUCCCUGGCAAGCCGGGGCUGAUGUGAGCACCCAUGCCUGUGCAGUGAGCUGUUUGCUUCCUUUCUCCUUCUUCAUAGCCCCCACAGUACUGGCAGAUGUGCAGCCCUCUGACCCCGCCAUGCAGGAGGAGAUCUUCGGACCCAUCCUGCCCAUUGUCGUUGUGGCCAACAUGGAUGAAGCCAUUGACUUCAUCAAUGCACGGCCCCGGCCAUUGGCCAUCUACGCCUUCUCCUGCGACAGCAAGGUGGUGAACCAAGUGCUGGAGAGGACGAGCAGCGGGGGCUUCUGUGGCAACGACACCCUGAUGCACGUGACGCUGACCUCGCUGCCCUUCGGUGGUAUCGGAAACAGUGGUCUGGGGAAAUACCAUGGCAAGUUCACCUUUGACACCUUCAGUCAUCACCGCGGCUGCCUGCACCGCAACAUGGGCCUGGAGGCUAUCAACUCCCCGCGCUACCCACCCUACACCCAGCAGAAGCUGGGGCUGAUGACUGCCACCUUUGAGAUCAAGCGCAAGGGCAUGUGCACCCUGCUCUGAGCAAGGCCCUGUGCCACAUACGGACUGACCAGGACCCAACCCGUGCCACGUCUUGUGUCACACUACCACCCUGAUGCAUGUUGGACAGUGGGAACUGACCCCUCCUGUGUGCCUGCUCCUCUCCAGCUUCCUGUGCUCAGGGCUGUGUGCUGUGACACAUCUAAAAUGAUGACGGUUUCUUGUUCUCACCCCACCUGGUAGAGCAAUAGUGCCCUGCUUGCUCAGGACUGGCAAUUAGCCCUAUCUCAUUUCUGUUUAGAUGACCUUCCGAUACUCUCCUACUGGCUGUUGUUUUUUUCUCUGUGUAUAACU
Messenger RNA from Lagopus leucura (white-tailed ptarmigan), 1053 nucleotides. Its product is annotated as aldehyde dehydrogenase family 3 member B1-like. The record is from RefSeq and is a predicted model, not a curated record. Gene Ontology annotation, molecular function: aldehyde dehydrogenase (NAD+) activity. Lineage: Eukaryota; Metazoa; Chordata; Aves; Galliformes; Phasianidae. Gene Ontology annotation, cellular component: cytoplasm. The coding region runs from base 1 to 741 and encodes 246 amino acids. The transcript is spliced from 4 exons. Gene Ontology annotation, biological process: aldehyde metabolic process.